AGAGUGCAGAGCUGUGAUCUGCAGAUCAUAAAAGAGGCUGCAGAGGCAUUUGUUCAGUGAAUAAUGGUAGUUUUAUCAAAGGAUCAAAAGAAAAAGUAAGUACAAUAUGUAAUGCUACACAGUUCCCACCCCUCAAAGUAUGUCAGCAAAGGGUGUGUUAACGGAAAUAUACAAAAGAAAAGACUGCAAAAGCUGGUUGGCAGAUUGCCCCGAACAGAUAAAGUGAGUCUGCUAAUAGAACAUCAAUAGCUGUGUCUCUCUGCUGCCCAGCUCAAGCAAAGAGUUUUUCAAACCUUGCAAACAUUUCAGUGGAUUUUACCACCAUCUAGCGAUGGAUGAAAAACAUUUCUUUGCUAACUUAUGUUUCCGUUUUCUUGAAUAAAUUACUCCUCUUUUUUGUCCCAUUGCAGAAUGUGAGGGAAUGUAAAGUAAGGUGGAAUACAGAUGAGAUGACAAAGCAAAGCCAUGUGCAGACAGGAGGGGAUAUCAGUCUGUACAUCAAGUCUUUCUAACCCAAACUGACAUGCUGGUUUAAUUCCUCUGCUAUAAUCCUAUUACAUCACAUCAAGUUAUUACUGAGACGUAACCAUGAUGUCCAUGCAGACAGACAUUAUUAUCUGAGACAGUGCACAGCAAAGACAGAUAAUCACAGCAAACGGUCAGGUCUCCAUUGAGGAAUCAUGUCAGGUUCACCUGAGAUUGAGGAACUACCAGCAACACAAACAGGGCCCAAAGGUGUGAUCCAUGACUGGAGGAAAUUCAAACUUGAGAGUGAGGACCAUGAAAGCAUCCCUCCCAACAAGAGAGAGCUUCUCAGACAGAUGUCCAACCCCAAAUCCAAUAAUGACGACACUCGGGAAAAGCAUGGCCGCAAGAUGAGCACUCAGGAAUACGAGAUGAUCCAAGAAGAGGACGAAAGUUGUCUGCGUAAGUAUCGCAAGCAGUGCAUGCAGGAGAUGCACGAGCGCCUGAGUUUCGGGCCUACGUUUGAUGCCGUAUUUGAGCUGGAUAGCGGGGAGGCCUUCCUGGAUGUCAUCGAGAAAGAGCACCGCCUGACCCUAGUGGUAGUGCACAUCUAUGACGACGGGAUCAGAGGUUGUGACGCACUCAACAACUGCUUGACCUGUCUGGCGGCAGAGUAUUCCACCGUCAAAUUCUGCCGAAUCAAAGCCUCUGCCACUGGGGCGGACGAGCGUUUUUCAGACGACGUUCUGCCCGCCCUUCUGGUGUACAAGGCUGGAGAGCUUCUAGGAAACUUCCUGUCCAUUACAAAGCACUUGAAUGAGGAGUUCUUCGCCAUGGAUGUGGAGAACUUCCUAAAUGAGUACGGUUUGUUGCCAGAGAAAGAGAUUGCAGCCUGUCCUGAUGAGGAAGAGAAUGCUGAUGUGGAGUAAACGAGGAAAUUUAAAGGGUGGAAGUCAAUUACAUUAGUCAACCUGUCAGACUUGUUUCAGAGAUAGAUCGAGUAAUGACUCUGUGACUGCUGGUCCAUGACUCCAACAAACACGCACACCUCAAGGCAUUUACAGUUAAAUACUUCAUAGUGUUAUCAAAAGCACACAAUCCUGCUUGUUUCAGUUCCCAGGGUUCCCACAAUUUUUUUUCAAUGAGUUUCCAUGACUUUUGACCUUUCUACUGGUUUUUGAUUACUGUAUAAGGAUUUUUAAAGACCAGUUAAAUUCAGAUCAAUUCACUCAUGAAUAAUUUGGACCAGUUAAGACUAAUUCGCUGAAAGUGACCCAAGUUUGAGUCCCUUUCCUGAUCCUGUUUCUUCUCAGACUAUUUGUCUCAAAGGCAAAAAUGCCCCAAAAUUAUCAUUUUUAGGGAAAAACAUAAUCACAAAUGGCACAUCGGUAUGGUUUGUGAAGAAGCUGAUGGAAUAUUUUAUAUUGGAGGUAAUUAAUAGUAAUAUACCCUACUGUUCAAAAGAUAGGGGUCAGUAAAAAUGAUUUUGUAAGAAAUUAAUACUUUUAUUCAUCAAGGAUGCAUUAAAUUAAUCAAAAGUAACAGUAAAGAUAUUAUGUUACAAAACAUUUCUAUUUCAAAUAAGU
Messenger RNA from Megalobrama amblycephala (Wuchang bream), 2051 nucleotides. It is a transcript of the gene pdca, whose product is annotated as phosducin a. Bases 681 to 1394 code for a protein of 237 amino acids. Lineage: Eukaryota; Metazoa; Chordata; Actinopteri; Cypriniformes; Xenocyprididae. The transcript is spliced from 5 exons. Gene Ontology annotation, biological process: regulation of G protein-coupled receptor signaling pathway. The record is from RefSeq and is a predicted model, not a curated record.